Messenger RNA from Lolium perenne, 3316 nucleotides. RefSeq names its product elongation factor 2. NCBI's taxonomy places the organism in Eukaryota, Viridiplantae, Streptophyta, Magnoliopsida, Poales, Poaceae. Gene Ontology annotation, cellular component: ribonucleoprotein complex; cytosol. Gene Ontology annotation, biological process: translational elongation. Gene Ontology annotation, molecular function: GTP binding; GTPase activity; translation elongation factor activity. The record is from RefSeq and is a predicted model, not a curated record.
UGGUCCAGCAACGGGAUGGUACGACCCAGGUCGUAUAGGAUUUCCUUCCUACUCCUCCCGUCCUCCGCGUCGCCGCAAGGAAAAGGCGGUGCCCCUGCUUUUCCGCCGACUGCCUCGGCGGCGGCCACAGCGGCACCGUCCUGCACAAGUGAAAGAUCUUGUCCAGGCUCCUCUGACGACUGCUUCGCCGGCGUCCGCACCGACACCGUCCAGGACAAGGUCAAGGUGGUCUUCCUGCUCCUCCAUCGACUGCCUCGGCAGUCGGCAGCGCCACACCGGUACGGCGGUACCUUCUCUUCACGGCAGCCAACCAGUAGGGAGUUUGUAUUUGUAGCUUCAUAUUCAAAAGUAGUCAACAUGGUGAAGCUCACAGCAGAAGAGCUCCGGAGGAUUAUGGAUAAGAAGAACAACAUCCGUAACAUGUCUGUUAUUGCUCAUGUGGACCAUGGGAAGUCUACGCUUACAGGUUCCCUUGUGGCAGCUGCUGGGAUUAUUGCCCAGGAAGCCGCGGCAGAUGUCCGCAUGACUGAUACUUGUGCAGAUGGAGCUGAACUUGGUUGUACAACCAAGUCUAGUUGUAUCUCUCUUUUUCAUGAGAUGAGUGAUGAAUCACUCAGGCUGUACAAGGGCGAGAGGGAUGGGAAUGAAUACUUCAUAAACCUGAUUGAUUCUCCUGGGCAUGUUGAUUUUUCUUGUGAAGUCAGGGCUGCUCUUCGUAUCACUGAUGGUGCUUUGGUGGUUGUUGACUGUAUUGAGGGUGUUUGUGUGCAGACAGAAAUUGUGCUUCAACAAGCUCUUGGUGAGAGGAUCAUGCCUGUCCUUGCAGUGAACAAGAUGGACAGGUGCUUUCUUGAGCUUCAGCUUGAGGGUGAGGAGGCCUAUCAGACUUUCUCCUCCGUAAUCCAAAAUGCAAAUGUCAUCAUGGCAACAUAUGAAGAUAAGAUCCUUGGUGAUGUUAUGGUCUGCCCAGGAAAGGGAUCUGUUGCUUUUUCUUCUGGUUUGCACGGCUGGGCGUUCACUCUUGCCAGCUUCGCCAAGAUGUAUGCCCCCAAGUUCGGAUUCGAUGAAGCUAUGAUGAUGAAGAAGCUGUGGGGUGACAAUUUCUUCAACCCAGAGACAAGGGAAUGGACUUCAGAGCACGAUGGCUCUCGUUCCUGCGUGCGAGGGUUUGUCCUGUUCUGCUAUAAGCCAAUCAAGAAAAUCAUCAACAUGUGCAUGAGUGAUCAGAAGGAUAAGUUGUGGCCUGUGUUGCAGAAGCUUGGUUUGACCAUGACGGAUGAGGAGAAGAUGCUAACCGGCAAGGCACUCGUGAAGCAUGUUAUGCAAACAUGGCUGCCAGCGAGUCGUGCUCUUCUUGAUAUGAUAGUGUACCACCUCCCCUCUCCAUCAAAGGCACAGAAGUAUCGUGUGGAGAACUUGUAUGAUGGACCCCUCAAUGAUGUAUAUGCCACUGCUAUUAGGAACUGUGAUCCUGAAGGUCCUCUGAUGUUGUACGUUUCCAAGAUGAUACCAGUAUCUGACGAGGGCAGAUUCUUUGCCUUUGGCCGUGUCUUCUCAGGGAAGGUUGCAACGGGCCAGAAGGUCCGUAUCAUGGGUCCCAACUAUGCCUCUGACCACAAGAAGGAUCUGUGUGUGAAAAGUGUGCAGCGAACUGUUAUCUGGAUGGCAGAUAAACUGGAGGCUGUUGAAGAAGUUCCUUGUGGUAACAUUGUUGCUAUGGCUGGUCUGGACGAGUCAAUCACAAAGAAUGUAACACUCACGAAUGAGAGGUCAGUUGAUGCCUGCCCAAUCCGAGCAAUGAAGUUCUCAAUGUCCCCUGUUGUGCGUGUUUCUGUUGAGUGCAAAGUUCCCUCUGAUCUUCCCAAUCUUGUUAAGGGUUUGAAGAGUUUGGAAAAAUCUGAUCUCAUGGUUCGUUGGGCCAUGGAAGAAUCAGGUGAGCAUGUUAUUGCUGGAACUGGGGAGCUUCAUCUUGAGGUCUGCUUGGAGGAUCUCAAGAAAAACUUUGUGGGUGGUGCUGAAAUUAUUGUUUCCCCAUUCGAAGUUGACUUUCGUGAGACUGUCCUAGCUGUAUCUGAACGUGAUGUUAAAUGUAAAUUCAAGAACAAUCACAAUUACCUCUGUAUGAGGGCUCUCCCCUUGGAGAAUGAGGUGUUGGAGGCAAUUAAUUGUGGCCACUUUGAUCCAGGUGAUACUUCUGCUGCUUCCUCCAAAUUCUUGUCUGAAAAGCUGAAUUGGGGAGAGGGUGACAUGGAAAAUGUUUGGUGCUUUGGGCCUGAGACCACCGGCGCCAACAUUCUUAUAGAUAAGUGCAAUGGGUUGACAAAUGAGAUUAAGACUUCUGUUUUUUCUGGCUUCCGAUUAGCAUCAAAAAGCGGUGUGUUGGCUGAUGAAGAUAUGCAUGGCAUUAGCUUUAUGGUUUCUAAUGUUGUUCUACAUGCUGAUGUUAAUCAAAGGGGUCUUGAUCGAGUAGCUUCAGCAGCCCAAAGGGCCAGUCUUGCUUCUCAGCUCCUUGCUAAGCCGAGGCUGCUUGAGCCUGUCUACCUGGUGAAGAUACAGGUACCUGAGCAGGCACUUAAUGCUGUUCAUGGUGUUCUAAACGAGAGGGGACUGGAGAUCUUAAAGGAGAAGCAGAUACAGAGGUUUGGUAACAUACUGUACAUUAUUGAGGGUAGGCUUCCUAUUCAAGACUCCUUUGGUUUCUCCAAGGCAAUCAGGGAUGCAACUUCAAAGCAGGCUGUCUCUCUUCUGAUGUUUAAUAAUCGUUGGGAGAUGAUGUAUUCUGACCCAUUGAAUAUCCGAUCUCCAGCUGCUGAACUUGUCAACAGGAUCCGCAGGAGGAAGGGCCUGCCCUUGCACAUCAGCACUGCCUCUGAUCUGGAGGCCAAGUUCUAAUUUUUUUGUUUAUUUCAUUCGCUGAAUCAGAAAUCCUAGACUUAAGCAACCUUGGUCAUUAAAGGAACUCAAGUCCUAUGAGGCAGAGAAGUGCUUAGCUGCAUUUGGAGCACAGACAAUUCUCCGGAGAUCACCACCCUAUUUGAUCUGGACGGUAAGUUCUAAGGUGUUUGGUUUGCCGAUUUUGAGUCUAGUCAGAUUACAGUGUUAAUUUUUUUUUGUUUUGGUUUGAGAAUAACCCUUGCCAUUAAAGUGUUAACUGAAUGCCUUAGAUUUUGUUUGUUUGAAGUUGCUCGUAAUCCGAUACUGUAGUAGCACCGUAACAGAUACGGGACCUGUGUAAAUCCCUAAGGGCAUGUUUGGUUAAUCCCUACACCAAAUGGGUUGGAGAGUGUUGAAGUAUAUUGGAGAGAAUUUUAACAUA